This is a messenger RNA of Ceutorhynchus assimilis (cabbage seed weevil), 1024 nucleotides long. The record is from the annotation of a GenBank genome assembly. NCBI's taxonomy places the organism in Eukaryota, Metazoa, Arthropoda, Insecta, Coleoptera, Curculionidae.
AAAAAAAAAAAUGUCUUUGUGUGUCAUUAAAUUUCUGUACAUAAAAAUUUGAAAAAUGCAAGACAACGAAGCGAGAUUGAAAGAUUUGGAAGACGCGAAGAUCGCCCUCAUCAACGAAAAUUUUCUUUUCAAUUACGAAUUAGUUAUGCAGCUUCAAGAAUUUUUAGUACCAAGGGAAAAAGAAUUAAUUCGAAUUUGGUGCGAGAAACUUUUCAAUCAUGACGAAAACCUGAAUCAAAUAAAUUUACGUAAGCAUUAUAUGACGUACAUUUUUCUUAUGCUUCAAAAAGGAGGCAUUUCGGAACCUUUCACGCGAUUACCACCCAGCGAACUACCGAUCUUGAGCCAAAUUGUGCCCAGGGAAAUUUAUUUAGAAGUCGUCGCGGGAAACGAACAUCUUGAACUUCAAUAAAUUAAUGCAAUGAAGAAGAGAAAAAUACAUUUAAAAUAAUUGUUUGUCAAUCGCUAUAUCAAAAUUAACUUUGAUUAAAGUAAUUAUAGGUAUACAUAUUUGAAUUUAUAUACAAAAAUUUCUUUAUACAUUAUUAUCCGCAUAAAAUUUGUCGAGUAGUUUAUUGAAAAUUCACAGUGCUUCGAUAGGUACCUGAAGAAUUUACAACCUUUUUUUUUGUACUUAUAUGAAAAAUAAUUCCUUUGAAAAACGAAAUUGUUCAGUCGUACUGUGAGUGUCUCCAAAUUAACUUUAUUUCCAGAAAAUGCAUUGGAUAAUACCUCUUUGUGCCUUUCUAUACAUUGGAGACUGUCAUGUAGCAAUCAGACAACGAGAUUUCCUAACUCACAGUGACGAUCUGGAAGUCGAUCAACAUGGAGCGUUUGUACCUCAAAAAGAUGAAAUUGAUGAUGAUGUUUUAGUGAGCCACCACCAUCAUCACAAGUAUGAAACGAAAGCCAAUUGUACGCCUUUGGUUAGCUGUCCGGCUCACGUACGCAUGGAAAAACCCAAAUUUUGCAAAACUAAAACGAAUAAAAAGGGCGUUUUGUGUACUACUGGCCAUAAUCAUAC